UCACAAUCACACGAACAUAAGGCCCUAAUUCCUCCAGAUGUAGCGCCGCCACCUUCGAAAGUAUCUCAUGUCGUCUAGCUCGUUUCUCGUUUAUAUCCGACAUUCAAAAAACGAAAGCCAGCCAACAAGAAAACAUUGAGGAAGCUCUUCCAGGAGAAACUCUUCAUAGCUCAAUCCCCCACAUCUCUCCUCCACAUUCAAAGACCCCAAGAGAGAGGAAAAAAUGGUGAAGAAAGAAUUGGAAGUCGUGAAGGACGUGGACUUGGAGAGGUACAUGGGAAGAUGGUACGAGAUAGCGUCGUUCCCGUCCUUCUUCGUGCCUAAGGGGGCGGACACGAGGGCGACAUACACUCUGAACCAGGAUGGGACGGUGCAUGUGCUCAACGAGACCUGGAGCGACGGCAAGAGAGUGGCCAUCGAGGGCUCGGCGUACAAGGCGGACCCGAAGAGCAACGAGGCCAAGCUCAAGGUCAAGUUCUAUGUCCCUCCGUUCCUGCCCAUCAUUCCUGUCGUCGGGAACUACUGGGUGCUGUACCUGGACAGUGAAUAUCAGUAUGCUCUCAUCGGAGAGCCCACCAGAAAGUACCUCUGGAUAUUAUGUAGGAAGACUCAUCUGGAAGAUGAGAUCUAUGAGAUGCUGGUUCAGAAGGCUAAGGACGAAGGCUAUGACCCAAGUAAACUCCGCAAGACUCCACAGAGCGACCCUCCGCCGGAAGGAGGUCCUCAAGACAAAGGCGCCUGGUGGCUCAAGUCCCUUAUUGGCAAAUAGGAUGCAAUCGGCGAAAGUGGCAUCCUGAAUAUUCCCCGAAAAUAAAAACACAGAGCCCUGUCUGUCUAUGGUAAAUAGGAGUUUCUGCGUUGAUGAGUGAUGUGUGAAACAUGUAAUUUAUACAUCGAGUCGUGUAAAGUUGCUGUGAUAUUGCAAAUAUUGAAUUAGUGUUUAAGAAUGAAAUGAAUAAAGAUCGCAACGCGAAGACUC
Molecule: messenger RNA, 979 nt
Organism: Eucalyptus grandis
Lineage: Eukaryota; Viridiplantae; Streptophyta; Magnoliopsida; Myrtales; Myrtaceae
Product: temperature-induced lipocalin-1
Exons: 2
Coding region: 224-769 (181 amino acids)
Source: RefSeq, a predicted model, not a curated record